CUGCUGCUAGCUGCUCCCUGCGCGGCGGUCGUCGUGCUCCACCGUGAAACGACUUGUGUGUUGCUUUUGCGAGGAAACUUCGCUAGAAGCAGCGCGCGUCGUGCACAACCCGGCUGACGACCACAACACCAUCUUCCCGCGCCACUAACAUUCGACCCGGCGACCGACGCCUUUUCGGUAGCAGAGUCGACGUUAGCCAGCCAGAGAGCAGACUGGAGUUCGCAGCGUUUGGCGUCUUGAGCCACAGCUACCAGCCGAGAGCGGCCCCCGUUUCCUUUGCCCGCGACAACAACUCUCAGCCAGACAACAUGAUGGCCGUAGCUGCUGCUCAGAAGAACCGCGAGAUGUUCGCCAUCAAGAAGAGCUAUAGCAUCGAGAAUGGCUACCCGGCGCGCCGCCGCUCGCUGGUGGACGACGCGCGCUUCGAGGCGCUCGUCGUCAAGCAGACGAAGCAAAGCGCGUUGGACGAGGCGCGCCAGCGCUCCAACGACUGCCCAGCGGCCGAGGACGAUGACGUCGCCGUGGAGGUCGUGGAGCAGAUCCCGGCGCAAGAAGAGCAGGAGCCUGCGGUGCAAGAGAUCGCCGCAGAGGAGCCGCAGAGCCCUGCCUUCGAGGAGCUGCAGUCGGAGCCGGAGCCCGAGCCCGACACCCCGGAGCAGCUGCCCGACGCUCGCCAAGCCAGCGAUGACGCUGAGCUGACGGAGGAGGAGAUGCUGCUGGCGACGGCGGCCGCGGAGAGCGCGGAGGCGGCGCAGGCCGUGCAGCACGCGGCCCUGGUGCUGCGUCUGCGCGACGGCGUCGGCGCGCUCGCUCGCAUCCUCAAGACCAUCGAGAACUUCAAGGGCAGCGUGACGCACGUGGAGACGCGGGCGGCCAAGGGGACGGGUGCGCGCGCGGACGCCCUGGUGCGCGUCGACAUCUCGCGCCAGCAGCUGCUGCUGCUGCUGCGCGCCCUGCGCCAGAGCGCCGCGCUCGCCUCCGUCGCGCUGCUCGCCGACACGCACGUCAGCAUCAAGGACCCCUGGUUCCCCCGUCAUGCGUCGGAACUCGACAACUGCAAUCAUCUGAUGACCAAGUACGAGCCUGAGCUCGACAUGAACCACCCUGGCUUCGCAGACAAGGUCUACCGCGAACGCCGCAAGAUGAUCGCCGACAUUGCCUUUGCAUUUAAGCAUGGAGACCCCAUCCCCACCAUCGAAUACACGGCCGCUGAGACCGCCACGUGGCGCGUGGUCUUCAACAACACCGUCGACCUUCUGCCCAAGUACGCGUGCGCUGAGUACAGGCGUGUCUUCGGCAUGCUCGAGGAAGCCAACAUCUUCACUCCAGACCGCAUCCCGCAGCUGGAAGAAAUGUCGUCUUUCCUCAACCGGCACACCGGCUUCCGGCUUCGCCCCGCCGCCGGCCUGCUCACGGCGCGUGACUUCCUGGCCAGCCUGGCCUUCCGGAUCUUCCAGAGCACGCAGUACGUGCGCCACACCUCUUCACCCCACCACACCCCCGAACCUGACUGCAUUCACGAGAUGAUCGGCCACAUGCCCCUCCUCGCCGACCCCAAGUUCGCACAGUUCUCGCAGGAGAUCGGCCUGGCGUCGCUUGGAGCGUCCGACGCUGAGAUCGAGAAGCUCUCGACGGCGUACGGCGCCGGCCUGCUGUCCUCGACGCGGGAGCUGCUGCACGCCGUCAGUGACAAGCCCGAACACCGCCCCUUCGAGCCCGCGCUCACCGCCAUCCAGCCCUACCAGGACCAGGAGGUCCAGCCCAUCUACUACGUGGCCGAGAGCUUCGAGGACGCCAAGGACAAGUUCAGGCGGUGGGUGUCCACCGGCAUGUCGCGCCCCUUCGAGGUGCGCUUCAACCCGCACACGCAGCGCAUCGAGGUGCUCGACUCCGUGGAGCGUCUGGAGAGCUGCGUGUCGCAGAUCAACCUGGAGGUGCUGCACCUGAACAACGCGCUGGCCAAGCUGCGCACGUCGUUCGCCUAAGCAGCCCCCUCCCCCCUGCGAUGGACGCCCGCCUCCCC
Molecule: messenger RNA, 2023 nt
Organism: Gryllus bimaculatus (two-spotted cricket)
Lineage: Eukaryota; Metazoa; Arthropoda; Insecta; Orthoptera; Gryllidae
Source: the annotation of a GenBank genome assembly